Magallana angulata is the source of this 1482-nucleotide messenger RNA. RefSeq names its product multidrug and toxin extrusion protein 2-like. Gene Ontology annotation, biological process: xenobiotic detoxification by transmembrane export across the plasma membrane. Gene Ontology annotation, molecular function: antiporter activity; xenobiotic transmembrane transporter activity. The transcript is spliced from 17 exons. The coding region runs from base 1 to 1437 and encodes 478 amino acids. NCBI's taxonomy places the organism in Eukaryota, Metazoa, Mollusca, Bivalvia, Ostreida, Ostreidae. Gene Ontology annotation, cellular component: membrane. The record is from RefSeq and is a predicted model, not a curated record.
AUGCUGCACCUGUUUAAAAAUGUCGAUGUUGAGAGGUACAGGAAAGAAGCAGCCGAAUUACUAAAAAUGUCUCUGCCAAUGAGCUUGACCUAUUUUUUGUUGAUGCUCCCAACCUUAGUCAGCUUGGGGUUUUGCGGACAAAUGGGCAAAGAAAUAGGGGAUGGGAUGGAAUUAGCCUUACAUAUCACCACUGCUUUGGGCUAUAUCGUGCUCAUUGGUUUGUCCUCGGCGGUGGACACGUUAUUUCCACAGAUCCAUGGAACUGGAAACGUUGGAGAAAUAGGUUCCGUAUUGCAGAGAGGUAUAUUGAUAAUGGUAGUUUGCUGUUUGCUGUGCAGUGCCGUACUUAUGAAUUCUGGUUUAUUUUUUCGAUUAGUUGGACAAGAUGCUGUUGUUGCAAGAAUUGCAGGAGAAUAUGGGACGGUAUUGAUAGGGGGCUUACCAGGAUUUGGAUUGACAUUACUUCUGUCGAAAUACAUCCAAGUAAAGUCAAUUCUGUUUCCAAGUCUUGUAAUCGGACUAAUGGUAAACAUAGAAAACUUCAUUCUGCAUGCAUUGUUUAUCAACGUUUUGGAAUUCAAAAUAAGAGGCUCCGCUUUUGCUGUUGUCCUUAGCCAGUGGACUUCAGCCAUUCUGCAUGUAGUUUUGAUAGUUUACAAGGGUUAUCACACAGACACAUGGAAAGGCUGGAACAAAGCAUGUUUGCACGGAUGGGGGACUUUCCUAAAACUUGCUAUUCCAGGAACAUUCAUGCUUGCAUUUGAAGUCUGGAGCGUCGAGACCACCACGUUUUGUACUGGGCUGUCAAGUAAAUCCGAAUUGGCAGCAUUUGCAAGUUUGUUCUACGUUGGAUUGGUUAUAACAAAUCUUGUUUUGGGCAUAUCUGCUGCGGUAAGCAUGCGCGUAGGUAUUCAUCUUGGUGCUGGACAUUCAGAACUGGCCUAUUCAGCUGUCAUGGUCGCCAUCAGUUGUGGAUCUCUUUUUGCCACCGUAGUUGCUGUUCUGCUCGUUUCGUGCAAAGAUGUCAUUCCGCAUUUCUUCUCAAAUGAUAGUGAUGUUUUAGCCUUGUCUUCGCACUUCUUACCUUUACUGGCAAUUUAUAAAUUUUUUGAACUUUAUCAGACAAUGUGUGCGGGGAUACUACGUGGGACGGGUCUCCAGAUGUUCGGGGCUGCCAUGAGUUUUAUUGCCAAUGUUCUCAUAGCACUUCCACUUUCUUUAUCAUUGAUGUUUGCAACAUCUUUGAGCGUUACAGGUGCUUGGUGGGGUGAAAUUGCUGGUACAGUGGUUCUGUGUGUGGUGUAUAGUGUUCGAAUCAUCGCUGUUGACUGGAACCUCGAGUCAAAACAAGCAAUGAAAAGAGCUGAUAUGAAGCUAGAAACUGAUUUAACAGGUUUUCUGGGUAGGAACAUGCUUUUUAUACUAUUAAAACAUUGAAUCAAAGUUGUUCUUUUUACCAGAACUAACCGCAUAUACAAAGCC